Messenger RNA from Hemisphaericaspora subhashii, 255 nucleotides. RefSeq lists its product as uncharacterized. The record is from RefSeq and is a predicted model, not a curated record. The transcript has a single exon. Lineage: Eukaryota; Fungi; Ascomycota; Pichiomycetes; Serinales; Debaryomycetaceae. The coding region runs from base 1 to 255 and encodes 84 amino acids.
AUGGAAUCUACCAGUGAAAGACAAGAAUUGCAUCCAGAUGAAUCCAAUGGCUUGAUACCCCAACCUAAUCAUCAACAACAAACUCCUCAUCUUUGUAAUUUACUGAAACAAGAUAAAAUUGAUAAGAUUAUUGAAUUGAAAUAUAAGAUUGAUUCAUUAAUUAAUAAUAUUAGAGAUUCUAAAAGUGUAUGUGAUAAAUAUGAUAAUGAAAUUCAAUACUUUCAAGAAUAUAUUGGUGGUUUAAUGAAAAAGUAG